AGGCGAGGUGAGGGAGGGCAGAGCAGAGCAGAGCGCGCGCGCCGCGGGGACGCGAGGAGGAGAGUGUUCGCGAGAGAGCGAGAGAGCGAGCGCGCGCUGAGCGGAGCGCUGUGUUGUGGUGACGGAGUGUGUGUUACUCGCAGUAGUGUUACCCCCCCUACCCUCCCCACCCCGGUGCUCAUCAUCAUCAUCAUCUGCCCGGGUGCUGUUACUCCGUCCGGCACUCACUCACUCACUCACUCUGUUACCGUUACCGCCGCCGCGUCUCCCGGAGCCUCCAGGUGUUCACAUGAAGCCGCUGCUGCGGAGCCGCUGAAGGAGGAGGAGGAGCUGCUGCUGCUGUUACAGACAUUUCUGUCCGCGCGCACGCGUGUGUGUUAGAACUCGGAGCAGGCGACAUGCCGCUCGCGCAGCUGGCUGACCCGUGGAGGAAGAUGGCCAUCGGCAGUGAGGAAACCCAGCAGGUCUUGGAGGAUUCUUUGGGAGACGAGGACAACCUGCCGUGUCAAGACGAUGUGCCGGUGAAGGAGAUCAGCAUCACGCAUCAUGUUAAAGAGGGCUCUGAGAAAGCCGACCCCCAGCAGUUCGAGCUGCGCAAGGUCCUGGGUCAGGGCUCCUUCGGGAAGGUUUUCCUGGUGAAGAAGAUCACCGGGCCGGAUGCAGGACAGCUUUACGCCAUGAAGGUGCUCAAAAAAGCGACGCUGAAAGUACGUGAUCGUGUCAGGACUAAGAUGGAGCGAGACAUCCUAGUGGAGGUGAAUCACCCGUUCAUUGUAAAGCUGCACUACGCAUUCCAGACAGAGGGAAAACUGUAUCUGAUUCUCGACUUUCUGAGAGGAGGAGACCUGUUCACUCGUCUGUCCAAAGAGGUCAUGUUCACAGAGGAGGACGUGAAGUUUUACCUGGCCGAGCUGGCUUUGGCUCUGGAUCACCUGCACGGGCUGGGAAUCAUCUACCGGGACCUCAAACCAGAGAACAUCCUGCUGGACGAGGAGGGACACAUCAAGCUGACAGACUUCGGCCUCAGCAAGGAGUCAAUCGAUCACGAGAACAAAGCCUACUCGUUCUGCGGGACGGUGGAGUACAUGGCUCCUGAGGUGGUGAACCGGCGGGGACACACCCACAGCGCCGACUGGUGGUCGUACGGCGUCCUCAUGUUCGAGAUGCUGACCGGGACGCUCCCCUUCCAAGGCAAGGACCGCAAAGAGACCAUGACCAUGAUCCUGAAGGCGAAGCUGGGCAUGCCUCAGUUCCUCAGCAUGGAGGCUCAGAGUCUCCUCCGAAACCUGUUUAAACGGAACCCCUCCAACCGGCUCGGUGCAGGUCCAGACGGAGUCGAGGAAAUCAAGAGACACCAAUUUUACGCUUCUAUUGACUGGAACAAAUUAUUUAGGAGAGAGAUCCACCCUCCUUUCAAACCUGCUUCUGGGAGGCCAGACGACACGUUUUACUUCGACCCAGAAUUCACAGCUAAAACUCCCAAAGACUCACCAGGUGUACCCCCUAGCGCUAACGCUCAUCAGCUCUUCAGAGGUUUCAGCUUUGUGGCCAUCAGCACAGAGGAGGAAACGCAGCCAUUGCAGAGUAACAUGAGCUCUAUAGUGCAGCAGCUUCACAGGAACACGUCUCAGUUCAGCGACUCGUACGAGGUGAAGGAGGACAUCGGCGUCGGCUCGUACUCCAUUUGCAAGCGCUGCAUUCAGAAGAGCACGGCCAUGGAGUACGCCGUCAAGAUCAUCAAUAAAGCCAAAAGGGAUCCGACGGAUGAGGUGGAAAUCCUCUUACGCUACGGCCAGCAUCCCAACAUCAUCACUUUAAAGGAUGUGUAUGAUGAUGGACGAUCGGUCUUCCUGGUGACGGAGCUGCUUAAAGGAGGGGAGCUGUUAGAUAAGAUCCUCAGACAGAAGUUCUUCUCUGAGAGGGAGGCCAGUGCCGUGCUCUACACCAUCACCAAGACUGUGGAGUACCUCCAUGCGCAAGGGGUGGUCCACAGGGACCUUAAGCCGAGCAACAUUCUCUACGUAGACGAAUCCGGGAACCCCGAGUCCAUCCGGAUCUGUGACUUCGGCUUUGCCAAGCAGCUCAGAGCAGAAAACGGGCUGCUGAUGACGCCGUGCUACACCGCUAACUUCGUAGCACCAGAGGUGCUGAAGAAGCAGGGUUACGAUGCUGCGUGUGAUAUCUGGAGUCUGGGUGUCCUCCUCUACACGAUGCUGACGGGGUUCACCCCGUUCGCCAACGGACCCGAGGACACGCCGGAGGAGAUUCUGGCAAGGAUCGGUAGUGGGAAGUUCUCUCUUACCGGCGGGUACUGGAAUUCUGUCUCACCCGAGGCCAAGGAUCUGGUAUCUAAAAUGCUUCAUGUAGACCCUCACCAGAGACUAACAGCAGCACAAGUGCUCAGGCACCCGUGGAUCGUCCUCAAAGACCAGCUACCCAAAUACCAGCUCAACAGACAAGACGCUCCUCAUUUGGUCAAGGGCGCCAUGGCUGCCACGUACUCCGCCUUGAACAGGAACGUUCCCCCCAUACUGGAACCUGUGGGCUGCUCGAUUCUCGCUCAGCGCCGAGGGGUAAAGAAAGUGACCUCCACUGCGCUCUGAAGCUCCGCCCACCACAACAACCAACCAACCACAGACCUCAUGCCUGGCGCUAGCAGACGGUCCCGUCCGAUGCACAGCCUGACGCACAGUCGACGCCCAACCUGCCACCCGUCUACCCCUCAACUAUAGGACAAGCCUGGACGCUGACGCCCCCUGGUGGACGAUUCAAAUCUUCCUCAUCUGCCUCUGAAGCAGAUAAUAAAAUAAAACCUUUGGCUUUUACAACAGCGUCCAGAACAUUCUGCUGACUAGUGUUUUGUUUAUUUUUUAUUUUUUGGGAAACAAGAGACUCAGAAAUGCGUAUGAACUUGUAAUAUACUGUAAUAUUCUUUUUAUAAAGCUGAUAGAGAACAAUAUUAUUGUAUUAUUAAAAAGA
Clarias gariepinus (North African catfish) is the source of this 2979-nucleotide messenger RNA. It is a transcript of the gene rps6ka3b, whose product is annotated as ribosomal protein S6 kinase, polypeptide 3b. Gene Ontology annotation, biological process: protein phosphorylation; intracellular signal transduction. Lineage: Eukaryota; Metazoa; Chordata; Actinopteri; Siluriformes; Clariidae. The coding region runs from base 399 to 2603 and encodes 734 amino acids. The record is from RefSeq and is a predicted model, not a curated record. The transcript is spliced from 22 exons. Gene Ontology annotation, molecular function: ATP binding; magnesium ion binding; ribosomal protein S6 kinase activity.